AGGCCAUCACUGAUCAGAGCGCACCCGCCAACAGAGCGAAUCCCUAGAAUUUCUUUCGAUGUUUGAAAAACAAUCUCCAAUUCCUCUUCUUCAAUCCCUAAUUUUCGCUUUUGAUUCCUCUCAUCAGCUCCCUUGGCUUAGUCUUUGCUUUAAUCUUUCGAACCAUCUCACUAAUUCGCCACCAUGGAUGCUAUAGCUUCUCUAAGGGCUUCCGCAAACUCCUCCUUGUUGCCCAUUUGUAGCUCCGCUCAUCGCCAACCAAGCCAUUCCUUGAUCUUCUCCACUUCUUCUUCAAGGGUGAAGGAUGUCACCAGGAGCAUACGCUGCAGUGUCUCAACGGGAAGAGAUGUCAAUAGUCCUGUUGUUGAGAUGAAAAGCUAUGCUGAGGAGUUUGCAGGCAUGGAGCUGUCUAGUGUGAUGGCUUUGUCUCCACUGGAUGGCCGGUAUGUUCAAAAAGUCAUGGAUUUGCGCCCCUUCUUCAGUGAAUAUGGCCUGAUUCAUUUCCGUGUUUUGGUUGAGGUCAAGUGGUUGUUAAAACUUUCUGAAAUCCCAGAAAUCACAGAGGUGCCAAACUUCAGCGGGAAUGCUCGCGCUUUCUUAGAAAGUAUAAUUCAUGAUUUUAAGUUUAAUGAUGCAUUGGAGGUCAAGAAAAUUGAGAAAGUGACUAACCAUGAUGUGAAGGCGGUGGAAUAUUUCCUAAAGCAGAAAUGCAAGUCAUGCCCAGAGAUUGCUGAGGUGCUUGAAUUUUUUCAUUUUGCAUGUACCUCUGAGGAUAUUAACAAUUUAGCUCAUGCAUUGUCAUUGAAAGAAGCAAUGAACACUGUUAUAUAUCCGACCAUGGUGGAGCUAUGUGAUGCGAUAUGCAAAAUGGCUAAGGAGAAUGCCCAUAUUCCAAUGUUAUCACGCACUCAUGGUCAGCCAGCAUCACCCACAACAUUGGGGAAGGAAAUGGCAAAUUUUGCUGUUAGGCUGAGUGAUCAAGGGAAGAAAUUCCCCCAAAUCAAUGUACUGGGGAAGUUUGCUGGUGCAGUUGGAAACUACAAUGCACAUAAAGCUGCUUAUCCUACUAUUGACUGGCCAAGCAUAGCAGCUGACUUUGUUAGAUCUUUGGGCAUUGAAUUCAACCCAUAUGUAACACAGAUUGAGCCUCAUGACUAUAUUGCCGAGCUUUUCAACAGGGUUGUCCAGGUUAACAACAUUAUACUUGAUUUUGACAGAGAUAUUUGGAACUAUAUAUCGUUGGGUUAUUUCAAGCAGAUAACCAAGGCUGGGGAAAUUGGAUCCUCCACCAUGCCUCACAAAGUCAAUCCAAUUGAUUUUGAAAAUAGUGAGGGGAACUUGUGCCUGGCAAAUGCUGUUUUAUCUGCUCUUAGCAUGAAGUUGCCAAUCUCACGCAUGCAGCGUGAUCUGACUGAUUCAACUGUCCUAAGAAAUCUUGGUGUUGGAUUGGGCUAUUCCCUCCUUGCCUAUAAAAGCACUUUGCAAGGGAUAAAAAAGCUACAGGUGAAUGAAUCUCGUUUAAAUGAAGACUUGGAGAAUACAUGGGAGGUGCUCGCAGAACCUAUACAAACGGUCAUGCGAAGAUAUGCUGUCCCUGAACCAUAUGAAAAAUUGAAGGAAUUGACGAGGGGAAAGGUGGUUACCAUGGAUAGCAUAAAACAAUUCAUUGAAGGGUUAGACUUGCCUGGUGAGGCUAAAUUAGAACUACUGAGGUUGACUCCUCAUUCUUACAUCGGUGAAGCAGAGAAGUUAGCAAAAGCUGUGGAUGAUGCUGUGGAUUUGGCUAACGGAUUCAAACUUCUAUAGAUAACUCUGUACUUUCUCUAAUAGUCUUCAUUGUAUCCCUGCCCAUCCAUUUGGUGUUCCAGAUGGAACUUACAGAACUCUCAUCUCAUCUGUUUUCCUGCCAAUCUCCAUACAGAGACAAUUUUGCUAUAUAAGGAGAGAAAGAUCUCUCUUAUGAUUUAAUAUAUAUUGGGAUCUUGUUCUGUGAUGCAGGACAGUGCGAAUUA
Molecule: messenger RNA, 2012 nt
Organism: Dioscorea cayenensis subsp. rotundata (Guinea yam)
Lineage: Eukaryota; Viridiplantae; Streptophyta; Magnoliopsida; Dioscoreales; Dioscoreaceae
Product: adenylosuccinate lyase-like
Exons: 10
Coding region: 184-1806 (540 amino acids)
Biological process (GO): IMP biosynthetic process
Molecular function (GO): N6-(1,2-dicarboxyethyl)AMP AMP-lyase (fumarate-forming) activity
Source: RefSeq, a predicted model, not a curated record